Messenger RNA from Miscanthus lutarioriparius, 708 nucleotides. NCBI's taxonomy places the organism in Eukaryota, Viridiplantae, Streptophyta, Magnoliopsida, Poales, Poaceae. The record is from the annotation of a GenBank genome assembly.
AUGGAGUACGACUUCCGGGGGAGCCGUUUGGGCUCGGGCUCGGGCCCCUACGGCGCGCCUCCGGGGGCCGCGCCCGGGGCAGGCUCCUCGCUCUACCCGCGCGUCGGGCAGCCCUCCCACGGCGGGGGCGGGGCCUCCACGGCGUCGCCGCGGGCCGCGCCAUACCACCACGGCUCCGGGUCCUCGGCUCCCGUCGUAACGCCGCUCGCUCCAACCUCCUCCUCCUCCUCGAGUAAUUCUCUCCCUUUGCCGCUUGAGGUGGGCAUACAAGUUACGAUAAAGCCUGAAUUCCGCAUUGCCCCACCUCCUCAAUUGCCACCACAGAUGGUAGAAAUUCCUCGCAGCACCUUCAACUUUGAUUUUGAGUAUGAGAGAAGGAUUCUUGCUGAGGCAGAGAAGGAGAACCCCAACUGGACUAAAUUCGUGGUAGAAAGACAGGCACCACUUCCUGUGGCACAGCAGGCUAGACCUGCAUCUUCAGGGGAUCCAGUUGUCGACAGGUAUGUCUCAAUGGGGCUUGGGCGUGAAGCUGUCUCAUUUGCGGUGUUGAAUUAUGGAGAUAAUCCAACAAAGGUGAAGGAGUUCGUGAAAUCCUACAACAUCCUCCACGAGAUGGGCUUCACAUCGCCAAACGUCCCCGAGCUGCUAGCCAUCCACGACAACGACCCCGACAAGGUCAUCCAGCGCCUGCUCUCCUCGCCAUCCUGA